Molecule: messenger RNA, 2954 nt
Organism: Larimichthys crocea (large yellow croaker)
Lineage: Eukaryota; Metazoa; Chordata; Actinopteri; Sciaenidae
Gene: dpf2
Product: double PHD fingers 2
Exons: 12
Coding region: 343-1524 (393 amino acids)
Biological process (GO): nervous system development
Cellular component (GO): nBAF complex
Source: RefSeq, a predicted model, not a curated record
UGGGCACACGUGUCACGCACAUGUUGCGGUGGUUCUGUGCGGGUGAACCGGGCCGCGGUGCUGACGGCGGCUCAGCCCGGCGCAGGCUAACAGGCUAGCGGGCUAAAAAAGAGGGAAGCGCCGCGAGCCGGAGCUCCGAGGCUCGGUGCCGGUCCGGGAAUGAAUGAGACAGGUUCGGGUUCCGGGUCCGGGUCCGGACACGCUGUGACUCGGGUCUAAAGUUCGGAGUUGUGCCCGGACCCGGUUCGACAUGAAGCGUGUUUCCAUUUCCGCUGUUCGCGGGACGUGCCCCGGUGACGGUGACACGCUUUACGGUUGGGGGAGCAGUACUACAGAGACGCCAUGGAGCAGUGUCAUAACUACAACGCCCGGCUGUGCGCCGAGCGCAGCGUCCGGAUGCCGUUCCUCGACUCGCAGACGGGCGUGGCUCAGAGUAACUGCUACAUCUGGAUGGAGAAGAGACACAGAGGCCCGGGUGUGGCUCCAGGGCAGCUCUACACCUACCCAUCGAGGAGGUGGAGGAAGAAACGAAGAUCUCAUCCGCCAGAGGACCCACGCCUCAUCUUCCCUCCUGUGAAGUCAGAGACAGACCUCAGCCUGAAGAAGGACGCCCUGUUGUCGGCGGACGGCAGCAGUCUGGAGGCUCUGCUGAAGGCCGACCCGUUGGACAAGCGGACGACUGCCGAGCUGCGAGGCUCUGAGGAGGACUCGAACCAGAGCGACUACACCGGAGGACUGAACCCGGCCACUCGGAUCAGAAAGAGAAUCCUGGAGCCAGAUGACUUCCUGGACGACCUGGACGAUGAAGACUACGAGGAAGACACGCCCAAGAGACGAGGCAAAGGGAAGGGGAAGGGUCGUGGCGUCGGCAGCACCAGGAAGAAGCUGGACACGGCGGCUCUGGAGGACCGAGACAAGCCGUACGCCUGCGACAACUCUGUCAAACAAAAGCAUAUUUCCAAACCGUCUGAACGAGUCUGCGGGAAGCGCUACAAGAACCGACCCGGCCUGAGUUACCACUACGCCCACUCCCACCUGGCUGAGGAGGAGGGUGAGGAGAAGGAGGAGAUGGAGCUGAACGAGCCCGUCCUGCCGCUGCCCGACGAGCCCAAAACUCCAAAGAAAGGUCCGGACGGCCUCGCGCUGCCCAACAAGUACUGCGACUUCUGCCUGGGAGACUCCAAAACCAACCACAAGACGGGCCAGUCCGAGGAGCUGGUGUCCUGCUCCGACUGUGGACGCUCAGGUCACCCCUCCUGCCUGCAGUUCACGCCCGUCAUGAUGGCCGCCGUGAAGACGUACCGCUGGCAGUGCAUAGAGUGCAAGUGCUGCAACAUGUGCGGCACCUCGGAGAACGACGAUCAGCUUCUGUUCUGUGACGACUGUGAUCGAGGGUAUCACAUGUACUGCCUCAACCCGCCCAUGUCGGAACCACCAGAAGGGAGCUGGAGCUGUCAUCUAUGUCUGGACCUGUUGAAGGACAAGGCCUCCAUAUACCAGAACCAGAGCGCCCCGCCGUCGUGAUGGCCGCCCCCUCCUGCAUCACUCACCGUCCCGCCGCAGUCUGACUGACCUUCAUUUAGACGAUUAACUCUCUCAGAACCAGAACCAUCCAGAUUGGAGCAGAACUAAAUUUCACACAGAAACCGCCAAAAUCUGACUUCCUGUUCAGGUUUUUUUAUUCGCUCAGACCUGGCGUGUCCUCAGCAGGACCAGGGCUCGGUGUCGGCAUGCCUUCGCUUGCUCCUCGUGAUAAAGACGUUUUAUAAUAUUUAUAUAUUUCUAUCUAAUAGUUUGUACAGGUCGAGGAUCGAUGGUCGUGUUGCUCUUUUCAUUAGUGCCCAUCUCAUCCACGUGUUCUUUUCUGGCACUGCUGAUUUUUGAUUCACUCGAGUUUAAAGGGAUCUGAGACUGUAAAUGAUUUCCCAUCAUGCACUGCACGCCGGCCGCACGCCCAGACGCUUAAAGCUAAACAGGAAGUAGGAGAAGGGAAGUGUGGCGCUCGUGGAAGCGGCUCGAAGGCUGAAGGAGUUCAGGGAUGGCAGGUUAGACUUCAGGAAGCUUAAUGUGCUCGUUCCUUCAGACUCUGGAGCCGCUUCGAGUCGUCGUGUUUCCAGCCUCACCGCCGCGUUCAGGCAGCUGAUCAUCAUGUCGGGUUAGUUUGAUGUGAUGAGCAGCUCUGUGCUGUGAUGUGGCUGCAGGUCUGUCAGAGAGAAGCGGCUCUUCUUGUAACGCUUUCCUUCUGUGGCUCAAAGACAAAGUCUGAACUGCUGAAGCAGUCACGUUACCUCAAACACAGUCAGUAUUUCAGUCAUGGCGGCUUCAUUAAACUCUCCAGGUGAACAGGUGCAUGCUCGGUAAUUGUUUGCACUCAUGCUGCGUAGUCGUCUCCGCGUUGGGUCGGCAGAGGUGUCGGGAAGCAGUGUAAUAUAAAUUAACCAUGCUAUCAUGUCGUUUCAAUAGCCAACUAACAAUUACUAAAGCAUUACACGAGUAUAACUUGGUUUAUUUUCUCAUCACGUUAGUUCUUUAGAGGCAGCGGCGACUAGAAUACUCUGAUGGUUUUUGUAUUCAUGGAUGACGUUUGCAUUCCUGAUGCGUUCGGACUUUUUGGGAGUGGAAGUUGCUUUCUUAGUUAUUCCUGUGAUCCGGAUCUCAGCCGAGCCGUCCUCUUCCAAAGCCCGAGACGCAAAGCCCAUAAUGUGAUCAAGAGGCAAAUUGUGGAGCUGCACAUUAACGCUGAUGGACCCGGUGUUCGGACGAUUACUGUAUAUAAUUAUUUUUUUAUAUCAGAUUAUGGAUCUCUGGUGUCGAGCUUCGGGAGAGGAUCGCUCACGAGGUCACAGGUUUACAGAGUCGGUGAAUUCUCUUUGGGUGGAUUUUAAUUUGGAUUGUGAUGGAAUGUUUUAUUGUACGAAAUCUGUCUUCAGGAAAUAAAAUACUAGGCACUAUGA